Messenger RNA from Penicilliopsis zonata CBS 506.65, 2558 nucleotides. RefSeq lists its product as hypothetical. The record is from RefSeq and is a predicted model, not a curated record. The coding region runs from base 88 to 2478 and encodes 796 amino acids. The transcript has a single exon. NCBI's taxonomy places the organism in Eukaryota, Fungi, Ascomycota, Eurotiomycetes, Eurotiales, Aspergillaceae.
GCCGAAGUGAGAGCCAGGCGGAGCGAAAGCAAACGAGUAGUGAAUGGUGCUUGCUGCAAAGCCUCGAAAGGACCUCCACUGUGCACCAUGUCGACGCCAGACCGCGAUCUUGACCGCCCAUACUCGACGCGUCGCAGCAACGAGCCGUACGGGUCUCCCUUUCGUCGAGCACGCCUUGAGAGUCGCGUAGGGAGCUACACCGACGCUUCUCGCAUCCCCAGCCCGUCACCGAAACAAGGAACACGCUCACGAAGACAAUUUGGGCAGACAAGGACGUUAAGGGGGGCUUUUGAGGCUGCGUCGCGGGCAGUCGCAAGUCCCAUGAGCAUGUCGGACGGUGACCAAUUGGCACAGACGACGCCCAGUCCACAUAGGAGGAGGCCGCGGGUGAACAGCUGGAAAUCGCCGGGAUCGGAUGCAUCGGCUCCGCCUAGAGAGCUGGCAGAAUCCUACCAAAGGAUCAACGAUGCGUUCUCGUUGUCCGAUCUGGUAGAGCAGGAAGAUCAGUCCCAGCUCGAAGAGACACGAAAGAACUGGGGAGGAGGGAAUAAUCGGGACCUAUUCGAUUUGGGAGUCGGGUUUGCGGAUGAGAUCCAUGGCGAGCCGCGACCUACCCGGUUAGCAGAUCAUGCGAGAGAUGAGCAGCGGCUGCGGAGAGCGACCUCAAGUCGCUCGCCCGUAUUCAGCAGGGCCCAAAUGGGUGCUCAGGCAGCGCUGACGGCGGAAAACCUACAACGACGUGAUGGGGAAAUCAACCAACAGAAGGCGGAGGACGGGGGGGGGCAUGAGCCUUCGUUGAAUCUCCCCCGGAGCUGGGGUAGUCGUGGGAGGAAUCUGGACUGGCUGAACAGUAUUGACCACCAGGCUGAGACUGGAUCGCCAGAUGUGAAUAUGGCCCCCCGGGCUUCAUACUCCAAGUUUGGCGCCGAGAUUGAUUCCAACACGCGAUCUCUGCAGCCCACCGAUCAAUCACAAGGAGGGAAACAGUCAGAGAAGUUUAGCCAUCAUCGAACUCGUACAGCCAGCACGUCAGGCAAAGCCCAAGUCAACGACUCAUACAAAGAUACAGCAGAGGGGAAUGCCAUCCCGGACACCCCGAUCGUGAUAUACAAGAAUUCUACGUUCAAUAGGCCGAGUCCGUCGAAGAGAGAUUCGCAAGAUCUGCUGCGAAAAUUGGCAAGAGUAGAGAGCCCCAAUCAAGUGAAGACACCGGAACCGCAAAAACCCACUGAAUGGCAUAUCUACGAUAAAACCCCCGUUGUCACAGGCGCGUGGGUAGAUACUCCGAUAACUGAGCGACGAGAAGAUCGCAUCAUGAAGGAGGCCGAACCGACAAUGCAAGCUAUCUCAGAAGAAGAGGUGCAACAACAACAAGAAGAAGAACAACAAAAACCAGAAACUGGAUCUUCUAUCGAUAACAAGCCUCAACCUACCCCCCAGGAUCCACCCUCGAAGCCUGAGAAGCAGACAGAGUCGCAAGAGCCAGUACCGGCUCCAAAAGACGUGAAAAAACAACCGCCAAAAAAGCGAGCUGUGAUCAAACCAACCCUCCCAAAAAGUGCAUUGGAAACAAUAAUCAAAGCUGCCAAGUCAGACAAGGAUCUCGAUCUCGGAGACGACACGAUCGAGUCUCUCCAACAGUUGCUCUUAGAGGAGGAGGCACCAUCCAAGCUGAAGACCGAGGAAGAGGAAGACGAGGCUUAUAAACAGGCCAUCCUCGCAAAGCUUGGGUCUCCUCCGCUGAACGACAGUGAGAUGGCCGAUUUCGACCGGCUAGAUGCCAAGCUUCUCUCGCUGGCUCGGGGGAUGGAGGAGGUGAAGCAAGGAAUGAACAACCUGGGGGUGCAGGUGUCUCACUACACGAGCAGCCUCACCUCUCCGACUGUUGCCACUAAUAAGAAGAACCGCACAAACGGCGGGUCAAGCUGCCAUGAGUGCGGCGCCGGCAGCAACAAUCUACAGGCUUCCUCGAUCCGCCUCCCACGUCUCUGGACCCGGAACCAACCGACGGGACGGACACGUCCGACGCGGCUCGGAUGGGCAACGCUCAUCUUUACAGCUUGGUUGCUCACCGAGUCCACCAUGUGCGACCUCUACUGCCAUCCGAACGUGUCGACAGUGUGCAAAGGAAACUGCCUGCGGCCCGAUGCCCCGGAUUUCCCAUUUGUACUCCCCAUCAUGCUGUGGCGCUGGUCGCGCCUGUCAAAUAUUCUAGCCCCCCUGUUUGCCGUCUUUGUCGCGUGCGGCCGGCUCAUCGCACAACUACUGGGCAUCUGGGACGGCUACGUGGAAGACGUGCCACGACGGCCUCCAAAUCUGACGGCGGGGGAGAUACGUCUGCACGGCACGGUGGUGACACAAUUCCCUGCCGUUGCGACUGCGAAUGUGCCGGUGAAGGAAGAAUGGCUAGGACAGAGGCAAUCGACCGAUGGAUGGGAGGAUUAUCAGUAUUCUAUGGAGGAUGACGAGAUUCUUUAGCGUUGAGUAUGUAACGUAACUUUCAGUUGGAUCAAUACCCUAAUUCUUCGCUAUAUCAAAACUAUAUGACAUGACAAUUA